AAUCCUCUUCAUAAAUUAAUACUACGCCUCUGUCUAUCUUUUCUAUGCAGGGUUUUGCGCAAAGUUGUUCUAGCGUAAAAAAACCGGCGCUUUCCGUGAGCUGGAAAACACAUGAUGGCCCAGGAUGCCCCAGAAAAGGAUCAAAAGUCGAUAGGGAUUUCCAACAACGCUGUCGAUGGAGGCGACAGCUCCGUUAGCAGUGCGCCAUCUCCCCCGCAGGAAGAAAAGAAGUCCGGGUAUGGUAAUGAGGAACACGAGUUUGAUGGCGGACUCACGGCCUACCUACAGGUGCUAGGCGCCUUCUUCAUGUUUUUCAAUUCAUGGGGCCUCAUCAAUACGUGGGGUUUAUUCCAAACCUUUUACGAGCAACAAAUCCUAUCCCACAUGUCACCAUCUUCCAUCGCAUGGAUCGGGUCCGUCGAAUCCGCCCUGCUCAUGUUCAUCGGUGUCAUCACCGGCCCGCUCUUUGACGCCGGAUAUUUCUACACUAUGAUACUACUUGGAACAUUUAUGGUUGUAUUCGGGUUCAUGAUGACAAGUCUCGCCUCUCAAUAUUAUCAAAUCAUGCUCGCCCAAGGCAUCUGUGUCGGGGCUGGCGCCGGUUGCUUGUUCGUACCAGCUGUGGCUUUAUUACCUCAAUAUUUCAGGAGACGGCGCGCUUUGGCAAAUGGAAUUGCUGCAUCGGGUAGCAGCAUUGGCGGUGUCCUAUAUCCCAUCAUGUUUGAUCAUCUCCAACGAGAAAUCGGGUUUGCUUGGGCAACUCGGGUUCUUGGGUUCAUGGCUUUGGCCACUUGCAGCAUCUCAAUCUCAGUAAUGCGCGUGCGCUUCAAACCAAAAGAAAGGCGGGCUCUUCUUGAACUAUCUGCAUUUAAGGAAGUCCAAUUCAAUCUUUUCUGCGCGGCACAAUUUUUGGGAUUUUUGGGCUUCUACAACUACCUCAUUUACGUUCAGCCAUGGGCGAUCCAAAAAGGAAUUGUAUCUGAGAGCUUGGGGUUCUACCUUGUCCCGAUUUUAAACGCUGCCUCAACUUUUGGGCGUAUAAUGCCAAACAUGAUUGCAGAUCACUCAGGACCUUUGAACAUGCUCACACCUGCAGCAGCAGUAUCGUCACUCUUGGCCUUCUGUUGGAUUGCAGUCGGCUCAAGCACGGGUAUCAUAAUCCUGUCUUUGCUUUAUGGCUUCUUCUCCGGCGGCUUUGUCUCGCUACCCCCAGUCGUGAUGAUGACUAUCACCAGCGACCUUCGGAGUUUCGGCACUCGACUGGGAAUGUCUUUUGCUAUCUGUUCCAUAGCUCUACUGAUAGGUACACCAAUUGGCGGUGCUAUCCUAAGCAACACAAAUUCUUACAUUGGUGUUCAAUCUUUCUGCGGGGCUUGUCUUGCCUCGUGCGCUUUACUUAUGUUUACGAUCCGUGUUAUUCGCAGCGGUCCCAAGAUUCUUUAUCGAACAUGACCAGCAACUGUUCUAGGUCAUUAAAAGCAUAUAUACGCACAGCAUAUUCACAGCACAUUCAGGCGUCAUUUUGGCUCUUAUUUGGGAGGAGAAAAUACAUCACUACAUAUACUCAUGAUCACAUACAUAGAUCAACUCUUGACGCUUUGUAGCACCUUGUUGCAUUGCUGGCUGGGUUCCAACUGAUGCAUAAUAUGAAUAUUCAAAAGUAAAUAGACUUACCUAAUGUCUAAGUACAUAAUAAAUGGGGAUACAUGAUGAAACAAAUGAAUAGUAUUGCCAAAAUUGCAUUGAAAAUAGUGUAUAUCGCUUGGUAAAUAUGUACUGCCGCUUCUGAGUAGAUCUAUAUAAAUACAAGGCAUAAAAUGAGGUCAGAAUCAUUCGGAGUCUGACCUGAAUCCCCAACCCCGACACGAAUAAAUACA
Molecule: messenger RNA, 1877 nt
Organism: Talaromyces proteolyticus
Lineage: Eukaryota; Fungi; Ascomycota; Eurotiomycetes; Eurotiales; Trichocomaceae
Product: putative MFS monocarboxylate transporter
Exons: 2
Coding region: 112-1452 (446 amino acids)
Biological process (GO): transmembrane transport
Cellular component (GO): fungal-type vacuole membrane
Molecular function (GO): transmembrane transporter activity
Source: RefSeq, a predicted model, not a curated record